AUGCCGCCUAGCAUUCUCGACCAGGAAGAGGAACUCCAUUCUUUCAGUAGGAAUGGCGGUGCCAAAGUUUUAUACAAGUUCCCAGCUAGGCUGAUAUCUAUCACUCAUACCAUCUUUGCCUACUGUGCCUUUUUCUUGGCGCUCAUUUUUGGGUGCUAUUUCUCUUAUUACAAGAUUGUUCAAAAUGAGCAUUAUGGUUAUCCAGAGGAAUGGUUUCCCAGUGUUAGUGCAACCACUGGUGAUCGGUACCCAGCACGAGCCAUCUUUCAAAUUUUCAUCGCUUUGACAUCAGGACCACGUUUCGCUUUAGUCUUCUUGUGGUAUUUGCUUAUAACUAAGUCUGCGCGUACAGCUUCUAAAGGCUUUGGGAAGUUUUUGCUCACUGUUGGCCUAAUUCGCACUGUAUCUUGCGGUGGCUGGGUCUAUAUUACAUCCUCCGACGACCACGACACUCACGAUAUCGCCAUGAUUUUGUACCUAUUGUGUACCUUACCGUGGCAAUACGGCGUAUGGAAGACUACACCUAGAUCUAGUCAUAAUGCUGCAAAGUGGCGAAAAAUAUUUACUGCAUUGUUCUUCGGCACCCUUCCACCCAUGAUCUACUAUUUCAUACAGCACAAAGUCCAUCGAGUUUCAGGAGCCUACACGAUAUAUGCCUUCUUUGAAUGGUCGUUGAUCAUUUAUGAUGUCGCUUUUGAUGCUGUUACUGCACUGGAUUUCCAACGGUUUGAAUUCACAAUUCAGGAUCUCUCUGCUGUACACGGUCACGGCGAUAUUGAUGACGAUAAGCAUGGAGAACAAAUGGCUUUGCCUAAAAAUCCAAAAGCUUGGAAGAAGCUUCAAGGCUACAUAGGAGAAAUAUAUCUUGCCUUCGUCUUCUGGUCUAUGCUUACUUCACUCGGUUUACUUAUUUGGUAUUUCCCAUUGUUCAAUAUGGGCAUCUCUGGAUAUGAAGUAUUGCUAUUUGUUACGAUCUCUCCUUGCUUAUUGGGCAAUCGUUCCGUUCAAACCACUGUAUACAAGAACCGCUAUCUGUUCCAUUUACUGUCGUUGACGGGUGUUGCUUCCUAUUUGGUUGAAACUCCGUCACGAAGACUUAUCAUCACUGCCUUUGGCGUUUCCGUCAGUAUCCUCACUUGGAUGUCAACCUUCAUCGGGUCUAGUGCCGAUCCAGUGCAGUUCGAGAGAAAUGUCUUGGUAUGGGGAACCGGUCUCACUUUUUUCAAUUUGGUGAAGCUGGCUUGGGCAACUGAGUCACCCAUUUGGCCGACUAUGAAAGCUUCCACUGGCGGAUGGAAUGGCACCGGCUUGUUGCUUGGUAUUGCUGCUGUUGUUAGUGGCAUAUUAAAUAACAAGAAGGAUAACCAGUAUAUGGGAAGGUCGCUGUCUUCUCCUCUUCUGAAAUCAGCAUCCAAAGAUGGUUCAUGGGCAUAUGCUGCAACUGGAUUUGGGUCCCUGUUGUUCGCAUUGCAUUCCAUGUAUACGGAUUCUUCCCUCAUCAUGCGAUGGACAGUUACAGGAUAUCCUCAUUAUGGCCCUUCGCCGGUCCCUUGGGGUGUUUUGACUAUUUUCGUUCUUGCGGUUGGCUUGGUACUGUCAUUCAACCAACAACUGGUUUUGAAUAUUCUUUGGUUUGUCUUCGGCUGCACUUCCUGCUUGAUAUUCUAUGGAUGUUCAGGAUGGUUAGGCUACAUUGGUGGGCUUCUUUUGGGACUAUACCUAAUGUCAUUGAUCCUCGUCCUUCCAAAAGCUAUGGCAAUUUAUUCACCCAUGAAGACCAUGCUACUUGCUUUCAUGGUGUACAAUUUCUUGUGCUUAGCUCACGUUUGGGUUGUUGCCUACGAAUUUGUUCCAGGUGGCGUAUACGCUCGCGAACGUACCAAUUGGGUCUUGUCCUGCACCAUGGCUUUUAUCGGCCUCGGUGUCUACAAUGCCAAAUUAGCUCUCCAACCCAAUAGACCGGAAAAAUCCCCCUACCGAAACCUUCUCCAGGAAGUGCGCAGCCACAUUGGUGUUCUCUUGGCCGCUAUCAUUGCAUUUUCUGCCAUCAUAUCCGUCGGACGAGUUCUUACCGCUGGAUCGAUUGUUCCCUACCACCCUGAGCAGAAGAUGUUCACAGCUGGCAUUUGGACCAUUCAUUUUGCUCUAGAUAAUGAUAUGUGGGCCAGCGAAAGAAGAAUGAGAGACGCUGUUCGGGAUCUGGAACUCGAUGUAAUAGGCUUUUUGGAGUCGGACACUAUGCGUAUCAUCAUGGGCAAUCGUGAUUGGGCGCAGUACAUUGCUGAAGAUCUGGGAUACUACAUUGACUAUGGUCCGGCUACCAUGACGCAUACAUGGGGGUGUCUUAUGCUUUCGAAGUUCCCCAUCAAAAAGUCUGUGCACCACCUUCUUCCUUCUCCUAUCGGUGAAUUAGCUUGUGCCAUCCAUGCCACAUUGGAUGUGUAUGGGCAAGAUGUCGACUUCAUUGUCUCACAUAAUGGCCAAGAGGAGAACCUCUUGGAUCGUCAACAGCAAACCGCAGAAUUAGCCCGAAUUAUGCGUGAGAGCCAGAAUCCGUUCGUGUUCCUGGGCUAUGUGGUGACCAAGCCUUUCCAACAAAUAUACAACAUGCUCUAUGAUGGUGGGCGAAUCAAUGAUAUAGAACCAUCGGAUGAUGAUCGCUGGUGUGAAUACAUUGGCUACCGCAAGCUGAACAGAGUUGGCUAUGCAAGGAUUACACAUGGCGGUAUUACCGACACCGAAAUACAAACCGGUAAAUUUAUUCUAGAAAAUGAUAACUUAGAUCAAUGGAAACCUUCCUAUGAGCGUGAAGACGAAGCCAAUGUUCCACAAGCGCUUCGUUAUCCUGAGAUUUUCAAAGGUGAAGGAAUCCGUAAUCACCGAUUCCAUGUUACUCCCAACAACGAACCAAUAUACUACAGACCGUCUUAA
Molecule: messenger RNA, 2931 nt
Organism: Umbelopsis ramanniana AG
Lineage: Eukaryota; Fungi; Mucoromycota; Umbelopsidomycetes; Umbelopsidales; Umbelopsidaceae
Exons: 10
Coding region: 1-2931 (976 amino acids)
Biological process (GO): GPI anchor biosynthetic process; fungal-type cell wall organization
Cellular component (GO): endoplasmic reticulum
Source: RefSeq, a predicted model, not a curated record